AUGGAUGGCAAAGCUAUCAUCACUGAUGAUGGGGCCAAAAGCUUCAUCACUGAUGGAUGGCUGUUUGAGACCCACCCAGAGUGUAAAGACGUCUUCUUCAUGUUUAGAGAAGUUGACGAUCUGGAGACUCUGAGGACCAGCAGAGAGCUGAGAGCCCACGGACUCAGGAUCAUGUCUUUCAUUGAGAAGACGGUUGCCAGGAUUGACCAGGACGAACGUCUGGACCAGCUGAUCCUGGAUCUGGGCAGGAAGCACCACCACUACAACGCCCCGCCAAAAUACUACAAAUUUGUAGGGGCGGAGUUUAUCCGAGCCGUGCAGCCGGUCCUGAAGGAGCGCUGGAGCUCAGAUAUGGAGGAGGCCUGGAAGACCUUGUUCCUGUACAUCAGCCGCACCAUGAAGAGAGGCUUCCAGCAGGAGGACAGAGACCAGAGGGACACCUAA
Messenger RNA from Morone saxatilis (striped sea-bass), 444 nucleotides. Its product is annotated as neuroglobin-like. NCBI's taxonomy places the organism in Eukaryota, Metazoa, Chordata, Actinopteri, Moronidae. Bases 1 to 444 code for a protein of 147 amino acids. Gene Ontology annotation, molecular function: heme binding; oxygen binding. The transcript has 5 exons. The record is from RefSeq and is a predicted model, not a curated record.